AUGGCAGCGAAACAGAAAAGGAAAUUAGAAGACCUCAGUGUGGACGAAUUCCUGGUCUCAGCAUUUGAUUCUCCAGAGGAAGAUGAAUCUGAAGAAGAGACUCCAAAACAGAAGAAAAAGAAGAAAGCAGAGCCUCCGAUGAGCAGAAAUGAAAAGAAGGGUAAAGCCUCCGAGCAUAAGGAGCAGCUGUCCCGGUUAAAGAACAAAGACCCGGAGUUCUACAAGUUUCUGGAGGAGAACGACCAAUCGCUGCUCAAUUUUGAUGACACGGACAGCUCCGAAGAGGAGGAGGAUGGAAAUAAGUACCACAAAGUACCAUCUGAACUGGAGGAAGCUGCCUCUGAGGAGGAUGACGAUGAAGAAGAUACACCUUCGAAGAAGACCAAAAAGGCAGCGGAGUCCAUCAAAGUCACAGACAAAAUGAUUGAAGCGUGGAGAGCUGCUUUGAGGAAAGAGCCCACUCCUCGCCUCUUCAGAGAGGUCACACAGGCCUUUAAGGCUGCCGUUGCCACGACGAAGGGGGAAGGAGGGGUGCAGUGUCGCUACAAGGUGGCUGACAGUUCAGUGUUCAAUGCGUUGAUCCUGCUCUGUAUCAGAGAGCUUCACCUGGCGCUGCAGAAGCUGCUCAACGUGAAGCCCAACAAAGAUCAGAAGAAAUUGGUGCUUCCUUCAUCUAGUCCAAGAUGGCAGCGGAAUCUGAGUGACAUCAAGAUGUAUCUGGGUGGAGUAGUUCAGUUGUUAUCCUGCCUGACAGAAACCACCGUCAUCACUGCUGUCCUGAAGCACGUCAACCAGCUUGUACCGUAUUACCUGUGUCUGCCCAAACAGUGUCGGCAUCUGUUGAAGCAACUUCUAAAGCAGUGGAGCACAGGGGAGGAAACGAGUCGGGUUCUUUCCUUUCUGGCCCUCAACAAGAUCUGCAGACACAAACAGGAGGCGUAUCUGAAUAUAAUUUUAAAGCAAAUGUACAUUUCCUAUGUGCAAAACUGCAAGUUCACAUCUCCCAAUGCACUUCCCAUGAUUAACUUCAUGCAAAGAACUCUGACAGAGAUGUACGCCUUGGACACUCAUGCCGCCUAUCAGCAGGCCUUCAUCUACAUCCGACAGCUGGCCAUUCACCUCAGAAACGCCAUGACCAUGAAGAAGAAGGAGGCCCACCAGGCGGUGUAUAACUGGCAGUUUAUUCACUGUCUGUAUCUGUGGUGUCGGGUCCUCAGCACCUUGUAUCCCAGUGACGUUCUCCAACCACUCAUCUACCCUCUCUGCCAAGUCAUACUUGGCACCAUCAAACUGGUGCCGACGUCCAGAUAUUACCCUCUGAGGAUGCACUGCUGCAGAGCACUCACCUUGCUUUCUAGCAGCACCAACACUUUUGUGCCUGUUCUGCCUUUUCUUCUCGAGAUCUUCCAGCAAGUUGAUUUCAACAAGAAACCGGGUCGAAUGAGCAAGAAACCGAUCAACUUUGCAGUGAUCCUUAAGCUGAACAAGGUCAACCUAUUGGAGAAGGCCUACAAGGAUGGGCUGAUUGACCAGCUGUAUGACUUGAUGCUUGAGUACUUUCACACUCAGGCCUACUCUAUUGGCUUCCCUGAGCUCGCCCUGCCCACCAUUGUUCAGCUGAAAGCUUUCCUGAAGGAAUGCAAAGUGGCCAAUUACUCCAAGCCGAUGCGGCAGCUGUUGGAGAAGAUACAGGAAAACAGCAGCUAUAUCACAGGACGGAGACAGAAGGCCGCCUUCGGAGUGGCUGAUUCUGCCGCCGUGGCGGCCUGGGAGAAGCAGACCCAGCAGGAGGGGACUCCCCUCUCCAGGUACUACAGCCAGUGGAAGAAGCUGAGGGAGAAGGAGAUCCAGCUGGAGAUCUCUGGCAAAGAGAGGAUGGAGGAUCUGGACCUGCCAGAGAUCAAACGCAGGAAGAUCCAAGAGAGGAAGGCGGAGGACAAGAAGGAAUUCAAGGGUCUGUUCCAGUCCGACAGCGACUCAGACGACAGCGACACAGGACUCAAAAUCAAAAGUAAGAAGAGCAACCAAGAAUCAGACGAAGAUGAGGACCUGUCAGACGGGAGCGACGAGGAAGGGUCGCAGGAGGAAGACUCAGCCGAUGAUGAUGAGGAUGAAGAAGCCUCCAUGGCUCCCCAGCCGCUCUCCUCUGCUGCUCUGAUAAAACUGGCGGAGGGAGAGGAAGACGUGGUCGAAGACCUGCAGCUGUCUGACGAAGACUGAGCCUCCGAGUUUGUUACGUUGAGGUUCACUGCGUGUUUUUGGACUUUCCACUUCAGAAUUUUGUAUCGCUUCAUGUGUACAGAACAAAUAAGAUCAUAAUGUAAGUUUAUUGACCCAGAAAAUGUUCAGGAACCCCCAGAUUGUGGUGCCUUGUGUCCUUUUUUUCAUUCUUAUUAUUAAAAGUUUGAAUCGGUU
Xiphophorus couchianus (Monterrey platyfish) is the source of this 2415-nucleotide messenger RNA. It is a transcript of the gene noc2l, whose product is annotated as NOC2-like nucleolar associated transcriptional repressor. Gene Ontology annotation, biological process: negative regulation of transcription by RNA polymerase II; ribosomal large subunit biogenesis. The coding region runs from base 1 to 2220 and encodes 739 amino acids. Gene Ontology annotation, molecular function: transcription corepressor activity; histone binding. The transcript has 18 exons. The record is from RefSeq and is a predicted model, not a curated record. NCBI's taxonomy places the organism in Eukaryota, Metazoa, Chordata, Actinopteri, Cyprinodontiformes, Poeciliidae. Gene Ontology annotation, cellular component: Noc2p-Noc3p complex; Noc1p-Noc2p complex; nucleolus.